This is a messenger RNA of Fomitiporia mediterranea MF3/22, 2535 nucleotides long. RefSeq names its product glutaminyl-tRNA synthetase. Gene Ontology annotation, cellular component: cytosol; cytoplasm. Gene Ontology annotation, biological process: translation; glutaminyl-tRNA aminoacylation. The record is from RefSeq and is a predicted model, not a curated record. Gene Ontology annotation, molecular function: ATP binding; glutamine-tRNA ligase activity. Bases 1 to 2535 code for a protein of 844 amino acids. Lineage: Eukaryota; Fungi; Basidiomycota; Agaricomycetes; Hymenochaetales; Hymenochaetaceae. The transcript has 6 exons.
AUGGCUCCUCCGAAGUUUGAUCCAAACGACCCUGAAGUUGUCGAGCUCAUCGAUCUCUUCCAGGCCGUCGGAUUCACCAAAGCCAAGGCUACAGAAACCGCCAAAAGCCCGAAAAACGCAUUAGCACUCAAGGACAUCAUAGAGAAGAACAACCUUCGAGAGCGAAACGACGAUGACAAGAAGGCAUCUUUACUAUCUGGCCUUGCUAUUCAGGGCUCGAAGCUUGGAGAUGCAGAGAAGCGUUACAUUGUAGAAGCGAUUUUGGAUGGUAGACUUAAGAGUUCUGAACAAGUAUCUGCUGCUGUUAAAUUUAUGGAGGCCAGUGGUGUACCAGCGGACGAUACAGAAUUUAACAAGGAAUGUGGCGUUGGUUUCAGUAUAACACCUGACGAGUUACUAGCCAAGGUCAAAUCAUACGUAUCCUCAGCAGCUGUGACUGGUUGGGCAAAUCUCGGUGCAACAAUUGGCUCUCUCAAGACUUCUCCUGACCUUCGCUGGGCUAACCCUUUGGAACUUAAAAACACCGCCGAGAAGGUGUUCACCGAGAUGUUCGGAGAGAAGACUGCGAUCAAAGCCAAGGGCUCUGAUAGUAAGCCAAAACGUGGUGCCGAGGAGCCUGCUUCGAGUAAUGCAGGACCUUCAACUUCAUCUAACUCAGCAAAGUCGAUCUUUGAAGAAGGUUUCUUAGGAAAGUUGCAUAAACCUGGAGAGAACCCUCAAAUACACCCUCGUUUACGAGAUGCACACCUAGCUGCGACAGGCGGCAUGGUUUAUACCCGAUUCCCACCAGAACCGAAUGGAUACUUACACAUCGGGCACUCGAAGGCUAUUUUCAUAAACUUCGGGUAUGCGGCACAUCAUGGCGGGAGAUGUUAUCUCAGAUAUGACGAUACCAAUCCUGAAGCAGAAGAGGCGAGGUACUUUGAGAGUAUUUUGGAGAUUAUUCGAUGGUUGGGAUUCGAACCGUGGAAGAUCACGUAUUCUAGUGAUUACUUCCAGGAACUUUAUGACCUAGCAAUUGAGCUCAUUCGACGGGACAAGGGUUAUAUCUGUCAUUGUACAGGUGAUCAGAUCCAUGAAAUGAGGGGAGGAGACGAUGGUGGGCCUCGUCGAGCAUGUGUUCACAAGGAUCGACCUGUCUCCGAAUCACUUGCUGAGUUUCAGAAGAUGAAGGACGGCCUUUAUAAGCCUGGAGAAGCUAUUCUGCGCAUGAAACAGAAUCUUGAAGACGGCAACCCUCAGAUGUGGGAUCUUAUUGCAUAUCGUGUUUUGAAUGCACCACAUCAUCGAACAGGGGACACAUGGAAGAUAUACCCGACUUAUGAUUUCACGCAUUGUUUGGUUGAUAGUUUUGAAAAUAUCUCACAUUCGCUAUGUACAACGGAGUUCAUUUUAUCCCGCGUUUCGUAUGAAUGGCUCUGCGACGUCCUCGAGGUAUACAAGCCUCGUCAAUCCGAGUAUGGUCGUCUAAAUGUCACAGGUACUAUCAUGUCAAAACGAAAAAUUCUUGCUCUAGUCAAAGAGGGUUAUGUCCGCGGCUGGGACGACCCAAGAUUGUACACUCUCAUCGCUCUUCGAAGACGAGGCGUUCCACCAGGCGCGAUCAUCUCUUUCGUCAGCACACUGGGAGUUUCCACGGCGACGACGAACAUCCAGACGGCGCGAUUUGACCAGACUGUCAGACAGUAUCUCGAGAACUCAGUCCCUCGACUACUCAUGGUACUAAAACCUCUGAAAGUCACAAUCGAGAAUUUGCCAGAGGAUUAUGUACUUAUGAUCGAGAAGCCGUUACAUCCAAAGGUUCCCUCACUUGGGAGUACGACGGUACCGUUCACGCGUACUGUAUACAUCGAAGCAGAUGAUUUCCGUCUGCAGGACUCAAAGGAUUUCUUCCGUUUGGCUCCCGGAAAGACGGUUGGCUUGUUCCAGGCUCCUCAUCCUAUCACCUGCACGUCUUACAAGACAGACCCCACAACAGGCGAGGUCAUCGAGCUUAUCUGUCGUCUGGAAAAUACUGGGGAGGUCAAGAAACCCAAAGCAUUCAUCCAGUGGGUGGCAGAACACGCUCCAUCAGGUAGCCCAGUCCGUAUAGACGAAACUCGCAUCUUCCACCAACUAUUCAAAAGCGAGAACCCAGCUGCAGCAAAACCGGACUUCAAAGCUGACAUCAACCCAGACAGCCUUGAAAUCAUUAAGGGAGCCAUGCUUGAAGUUGGAUUUUGGUCAGUUGCGAAGCGGGGGUAUGUUGAAGCGAAGGAAGAGAGUAAGGCUAGGACGAGCAAGGCGUUGGAGAACGAGGCGAUUGCUUCACCUGCGGAUGCUGAUGCGCCUAUCCCGACUAGUGAACAGCUUGUUGGGAAUGAGUGUGUUCGGUUUCAGGGUUUGCGUGUUGCUUACUUUGCGCUUGAUUCUGAUGCUAAGCUUGGUUCGUUGAACGAGGCCAAUGACGUGUCACCAGGCUUUAGGGAUGGGGACAAAGUCAUUCUUAAUCGUAUAGUUAGUUUGAAGGAGGAUGCGGGGAAAGGCGCUGCAUGA